CUUCCGGUUUGCCAUUAGUCGUUGGUGACUGUACUGCAGUAUUUGUGUUGUUACCAAGCGGGAAGCAAACCAGGGAAGGGGUGGAUAGUUGCGUCUUUCUAUUUCGAGGACGAUCAGUGUAAAGGGCAACAUGCCACGAGAAAUUAUAACACUUCAACUUGGACAAUGUGGAAACCAAAUUGGUUUUGAGUUUUGGAAGCAACUAUGUGCAGAACAUGGUAUCAGUCCAGAGGGCAUUGUGGAAGAAUUUGCAACUGAAGGCACUGACAGAAAAGACGUCUUCUUCUAUCAGGCUGAUGAUGAACACUAUAUCCCACGUGCUGUGCUAUUGGAUCUGGAGCCCAGAGUGAUCCACUCCAUCCUCAACUCCCCAUAUGCUAACCUGUACAACCCGGAGAAUAUAUACCUGUCUGAGCAUGGAGGAGGAGCCGGGAACAACUGGGCCAGCGGCUUCUCACAGGGUGAGAAAAUCCAUGAAGAAAUAUUUGACAUCAUCGACCGAGAGGCUGACGGCAGUGACAGUUUGGAGGGGUUUGUCCUGUGUCAUUCCAUUGCUGGGGGAACUGGCUCCGGGCUUGGAAGUUACCUUUUGGAGAGGCUAAAUGACAGGUAUCCUAAGAAGCUGGUGCAGACCUACUCUGUGUUCCCCAACCAGGAUGAGAUGAGCGACGUGGUUGUGCAGCCCUACAACUCCCUUCUGACACUGAAGAGGCUCACCCAGAAUGCCGACUGUGUGGUGGUGCUGGAUAACACAGCUCUGAAUCGCAUCGCCACCGACAGACUGCACAUUCAGAACCCCUCGUUCUCCCAGAUCAACCAGCUGGUAUCCACCAUCAUGUCUGCCAGCACAACCACGCUGCGCUACCCAGGGUACAUGAACAACGACCUGAUUGGCCUGAUCGCCUCCCUCAUCCCCACGCCCCGCCUCCACUUCCUCAUGACCGGCUACACCCCGCUCACCACGGACCAAUCGGUGGCCAGCGUGAGGAAGACCACCGUGCUGGAUGUGAUGAGGAGGCUCCUGCAGCCCAAGAACGUCAUGGUGUCCACGGGCAGAGACCGGCAGACCAACCACUGCUACAUCGCCAUCCUCAACAUCAUCCAGGGAGAGGUGGACCCCACGCAGGUCCACAAGAGUCUCCAGAGGAUCCGGGAGCGCAAGCUAGCCAGUUUCAUCCCCUGGGGUCCGGCCAGCAUCCAGGUAGCUCUGUCCAGGAAGUCCCCUUACCUCCCCUCAGCCCACCGCGUCAGUGGCCUGAUGAUGGCCAACCACACCAGCAUCUCCUGCCUGUUUGAGCGGACGUGCAAGCAGUACGACAAGCUGCGCAAGCGCGAGGCCUUCCUGGAGCAGUUCCGCAAGGAGGACAUCUUCAAGGAGAACUUUGACGAGCUGGACAACUCGCGCGAGGUGGUGCAGCAGCUGAUUGACGAGUACAGCGCCGCCACGCGGCCAGACUACAUCUCCUGGGGCACCCAGGAGCCCGCGGGACCCUAGUCCCCACCCUGCCACCGCAGCAGGGACCGGGGCUGAGGUGGGGUGCUCCUCCCCUGUGCCAGCCACACCAUCCCCCCCUCCUUUAGUGUUUCUGUGGACUCCUCCACGUGUCCCCGUCGCACAGCUUUCCCUCAGUGGUGUACUGCUGCUGCGAGGGGACUCCCAGUAACCUCCAUCUGUGCCUGUACCCCGACCCCCACCGAUGGUUGUGGAAUAGUAGUGAAUAGUCUGCUUCUCUCUCUCUCUGUCUCUCUCUCACUCUGGCUUUUCUCGUUCUCGUCAUAUCACUGUGUGUUGACGUGAUGGAAGAGAACUCGGUCACUUUGUUUUGGUCUAUUCUGACACUGUAAACAGUGCACUGCGUUUUACGUUGUGCUUUCACACAGCAGCCUGGAGACGGCAUAAACUGGCUGUCCUGACUAGACUCUAGUAUCUGUAUCGCAACAAACAAGUGGUAUACAGUGGUGCAGUCACACAGUCCUCGGAUCAUCUGCCUUUCAGAUUAGGCUCACAAGUCUGAUAAAUCUGGCUUCCGUUGUUGCUGUACAUACUGCGCUGGACCAUCACUGAUUUUAUAUGGCACCAAACGCCUCUUAUCAGUAUUUA
Hypomesus transpacificus is the source of this 2101-nucleotide messenger RNA. It is a transcript of the gene tubg1, whose product is annotated as tubulin, gamma 1. The transcript has 11 exons. Gene Ontology annotation, cellular component: gamma-tubulin complex; spindle; centrosome. Gene Ontology annotation, biological process: cytoplasmic microtubule organization; mitotic spindle organization; mitotic sister chromatid segregation. Bases 131 to 1495 code for a protein of 454 amino acids. Gene Ontology annotation, molecular function: GTP binding; structural constituent of cytoskeleton. The record is from RefSeq and is a predicted model, not a curated record. NCBI's taxonomy places the organism in Eukaryota, Metazoa, Chordata, Actinopteri, Osmeriformes, Osmeridae.